Messenger RNA from Nylanderia fulva, 3019 nucleotides. RefSeq lists its product as uncharacterized. Lineage: Eukaryota; Metazoa; Arthropoda; Insecta; Hymenoptera; Formicidae. The record is from RefSeq and is a predicted model, not a curated record.
UCAUCCAGACCUUUGGCGAUCUGUCUAUUAAUCUGUGAUAGAGAUAAGCGGGCCUUUCCGCGAUCUGUCAGUUGUAUUAAAAAUGUGAAGUAUUCGCGUGUUUACGCUGCGAGUUCCACGUUGUACGCGCGAUUAAUCGCAACGUCGAGCGCCUGACAGAUCUGUACAUACUUUCCGCAAAGCACGUCGGAGACGCCGAGAAAGGAAAGGGUUAUGAGGCUCCCACGACAUCGCAGUAGUUGCGCUGUUAGACGAUAUUUUUGCAUUAUUAUUUCCGAUAUCAUUUCCAGUGGAGUGGACCAUUAUGGCGGAGAAGUGCAAGGAAUGUGGUUGUAAGUGCGGCACUUGCAACCAAGAAAAUCAACAACAGUGUGACAUGCACUUGCAUGUGGAAAUAGAGAAUUUGCGCCAGCGUUUACUUGAGAGAGAAAACCACAUUGUGACAAUGGAGACACAAUUUUUAAACGAGGCUGAUAAAUUUCCAAAUGGAGAACUGGCUUCCAUGAAAGAAGAAUUGUUAAUAUGGCAAGAAAAAUAUUCACGCCUGCACGAAGCGCACAAGAGAGUUCAAAAGGUCAAUCAAAAUUUGGAGGAUAAACUGCUACGAAUUGUAGACAAAUGUGAGACGGAGAAAGGUGCCUUUACCAAGGACAUAGCAACUCUGUCUCAUAGAUUAGCAGAUGCAAAUUACACAAUUCAUCAAUUAACUCAAGAUAAUGAAAAAUAUAGAAACGAUGUUAGUUUGGCUAUUCAAUUACUACAAUGCAAACCUUCCAAUUUUGUGGGUCAGAAAUAUGAUUCGUUGCCUUCCGAGGUGCAGGCUAAAGUGCGAACAUACGUCGCGCAAAAGCGAUGUUCCACGCAGGAUGUAACGCAGCCGGAUGUAAAGAGCAUCACUGUGCCCAUAUCUACAUUUCCGCCGACAGCUAUGGUGUAUAAUAUUACGAAGCCAACAGUAGAGAAGCAUAGCGAUGACGAUAGCGAUGAAAUCAAGCCACCGAUGGAUAUCGUAUCAGCAGCCAUUAUGGCGAAGGUGCUGGAGGAUCGCGAGAAAGAGAGAACCUUUGCCAAACACUGUGACACAUGCACCUGUCACAGGAGCAUUCUCAUGGUGGAUGCUGAGACACAAACAUGUUUGCCGGAUGUGCUUUCUUUCUCCGAUGGACACGCGCGUAAUGUUGAGAAACAAACUUCAGAAGGUACGGCGAAUGGUGAGAAGCAUCAAAGCAAAGGUAAACUUCAACCGAACCUCGCGUCGCAUGCGAUCUUCUACGAGAUCAAUGAGAACAGUGAUAAGAUCUGCCAUCGUAUGAACGGCGAUUACACUAUAUUUGUUUCCCAAGCUCCGAAUAUUAAAGAGAAGUUUAUCAGCAGGACUAUGCAAGACUGCAUGACGGAGGAGAAUUGUGCCACUACAAAGAAAAACUCAAACAAAAAGAACUCGUCCCAGAGUUACGAGAGUAAGCAUUCGUCGUCGUUUCCAAGAUCGAACGAUCUCAAUAGAAUAAACAUCGACAAGGCGUCCAAACUGCUUAAAGGCAACAACAGGAAGUGUGAUUCUCCGAUUGAUAAUAGAUCCACUGUGAAGUGUUGGAAUAAAGACGAAGGAAACUCUUUUGAUCCUCUCUUCGACCCUGUAUCGACGCGUGCCAAUAAUCAGUUUUCUGGUAAAGAACAGACGCAUAUCGAUAUCAUCAAUGAUAGGCUGUGGAAGAACGAAUGGACGAGAUUGAAGACUUCUGAAGUGAACGUUUCGAUGGAGAAUAAAUGCAAAGCGAAUCACGGUAUCGACCUCGAUAUCAUCAACGAUCGCGAUUGGAAGAACGAUAGAACACCGGAGGCGCGGAAUACAUUCGCACAAUUCACUUUGAUCGAGGUUAAAAGUCCGGACAAUAGCGCAGCAAAUAAUAAUGAUAGCAACCAGACGGAAAUAGCGACUAGUCCGAGCUUCAGCAGCGACAGUAUGGUCAUUUCCAGUUCCGAUCCGUCUAGUAGCUGCAGCGACGUCACGCAAUCGUUGACCGGUGGCACCUUCAACUCGAGUACUAAGUCGAACUCGAGUCGCGUGAUAGGUCCGCGAAAUUGCCUGGUGCGCGUCACGCCUGGUUAAAACAUUUUACUAGACAACGCAGGUCACUUCAAGACUGUGUUGUACAGCAACGGCGCCGGCAAGGCCAGUACUGCUCUGGUGCAUACAAAAAAGGCAUCUCGGGCCGAUUCUGAACACUCGAUGUCUACCAAUAGCGAGGACAAUUCACCGCCAGUGCUGUUACAGGACAAUCAGUUGCAACGAGUAGCCGAAUGGGUCCAGUCGUCCAUUGACGUCAGUCGUCAAUCCACAUGCGUGGAAAAUUCUGCGUCACACGAUAGCAAUAAGAUUAAAUGCGAAGAGAAUACUGCGAGCGAUGUCUAUCCGAACAAUUGUCUGAAGAAGUCUUCGAAGCAAGACGGAAUUUUAGCUUGCAAAAUUCGAGAUGCAUCGAAGAAGUCUUUGAUAAAUAUCGAAGAUGGUAGCGAAAGGAUUAUGGAAAAUGAAUCCAGCAAUAUUAAUAUUUUGUCAAAGUGCAUGGAACAGAAGGAAAGCGAAAAAAAUCUCAUAACUUUUGAGGACGAACAAUCACCGAAGGAGUGUCACAAGAACAAUUUAGAUUAUGAGGUGAAAAUCACGAAGGAGAUGGAGGAGACGUAUCUGAAGCUGGCGGCGAGCUUAGAUCCGGUAGCAUUGAGCCUGUCGAAUACUAGUGAUACCGAAUUGACGAUCGAAAAAUAUAGGAAGGAUUAUAAGAAACUGCACGUGCAAAGAUUUCAAGAUAAAGCAGGCUCGAAAGCUUAAUCUCAGCGAAUUAUUUAUUCAAAGACAAAAUUGACUAUAUCAAGCAGGGAGUUCCUUUAAAGAUAACAGAGCGUUAUUUUUUGUAACUAUUAAAGUAAGGCUGUACCAAAAGAGACGAAUUGCUUAAGAAAAAAAAACUACAUGCCACAACAGGUAAACCGAUUUUAUUUGUGAACGAGAUAAGUU